AAAUUUUACAAUUUUUAUUGAGUAUAAUUUAAAUAAGAUAUACGAAAUUAUUUCAUCCUUCUCAAAUCAAAAUAAUUUGUUUAUAAGUAAAGAAAUGAAUUCGUUUUCAAAAUGGCACUAUAAUUAUCUGAAAAAAUUUAAUUUAGUUUGGAGUAAAAUUCAAUUACAGAAAAAAAUUGUCACAGAAAACAAUAUUAAUGACAUUUGUCAUUUAGCUGCUGAGGAAGUAAAAAAAAUUGCUUCAUUCGUUUCAGAAUUGAAAAAAUAUAAAUAUUCUUUUAAGGUUGCGAAUAAAUAUAUUCCUACAGAAUUUAUGGAUAAGCGUACAUUUAAUAUUAUUUUCAAGCAUAAUAUACCAUUCGAACAAUUAGGAAAUUACGAAGACAUAUAUCGACCACUUUAUUUUCCUGAAGUUAAUAUAAGUGACAUAAAACAACAUUACAGUCAUUGCUCAAAUAAUGAAAUAAAUGAGAUGAGUAAUGAUGACAAUAAAGAUUUGGUUGUGGGAACUCAGACAUUUAACACUCCUGUAUAUCUAGUUGAUUAUUUGCUUUAUGAGUAAAUUGAUAA
This is a messenger RNA of Daktulosphaira vitifoliae (grape phylloxera), 570 nucleotides long. RefSeq lists its product as uncharacterized. Lineage: Eukaryota; Metazoa; Arthropoda; Insecta; Hemiptera; Phylloxeridae. The transcript is spliced from 2 exons. The record is from RefSeq and is a predicted model, not a curated record. The coding region runs from base 95 to 562 and encodes 155 amino acids.